CAGAGUGCUCUCUGUCUCUCUUCGUCUCAAAAAAAGAGUGCUCUCUCUCGCUCGCUCGUUAGGCCUUGUUGCACGCCCAAUUGCCGCAAAGGCACAAAAUCUCUUGUUCCAGGGGCAGGAUCUCUUUUCGAAAACCAACCAGUAAACAACUCCUCUCGGUUGUCUCUUUAACCGAAGAGGAGAGGAGCGAGAGGGAGGCGGGGGAGUACAGAGUAGCAUGAGGCUCGCGACACCUCCAUUGCCGUUUCUGUGCUCUUCCAUCUUGGUCUUUCUGCUGCUGACCUUGUGCUCGUCGUCGGCCAAUGGGAGGGCCGCGCCUUCUUCUCCGGGUCCGUCGCCUGUCGCCAAGCACAUUCACGCCGCCGCCGCCAAUGGGACAGCCUCGUUCUCUUCGGCGGUGCCGGCGCCGCCUCCCGUUGUGAUUAUAGUGGAGAGGCGGCACCAUUUCCACCGUGAGCUCGUCAUCGCCUCCGUCCUCGCCUCCAUCGCCAUCGUCGCGAUCAUCCUCUCCACGCUCUAUGCGUGGGUCCUGUGGCGGCGAUCUCGCCGCCUGCCCGGCGGCAAGGGCGCCAGGAGCUCAGUCGCCUACAUUGCAGACACUGCAAGGGGAAUCAUGCUAACGCCGAUCUUGACCAAAUUCAACUCACUGAAGACGAGCAGGAAAGGGCUUGUGGCGAUGAUCGACUACCCGUCGCUGGAGGCGUCGACAGGGAAGUUCAGUGAGAGCAAUGUGCUCGGUGUUGGCGGGUUUGGUUGCGUCUACAAGGCGGUGUUCGACGGGGGAGUUACCGCGGCGGUGAAGAGGCUGGAAGGCGGUGGGCCGGAGUGCGAGAAGGAAUUCGAGAAUGAGCUGGAUUUGCUUGGCAAGAUUCGGCACCCCAACAUAGUGUCCCUUCUGGGCUUCUGUGUGAACGAGGGGAAUCACUACAUUGUUUAUGAGCUGAUGGAGAAGGGAUCCCUGGAAACACAGCUGCACGGGCCUUCGCAUGGAUCAGCUCUGAGCUGGCACAUCCGGAUGAAGAUUGCGCUCGACAUGGCGAGGGGAUUGGAGUAUCUUCAUGAGCACUGCAGUCCACCGGUGAUCCAUAGGGAUCUGAAGUCAUCUAACAUACUUUUAGAUUCAGAAUUCAAUGCUAAGAUUUCAGAUUUUGGUCUUGCAGUGACCAGUGGGAAUCUUGACAAGGGAAGUAUGAAGCUUUCUGGGACCUUGGGUUAUGUGGCUCCUGAAUACUUGUUAGAUGGGAAGCUGACUGAGAAGAGCGAUGUAUACGCAUUUGGAGUAGUGCUUCUUGAGCUGCUAAUGGGAAGGAAGCCUGUUGAGAAGAUGAGUCAAAAUCAGUGUCAAUCAAUUGUGACAUGGGCCAUGCCCCAGCUGACUGACAGAUCGAAACUUCCCAACAUUGUUGACCCAGUGAUCAGGGACACGAUGGAUCCAAAGCACUUGUACCAAGUUGCGGCUGUGGCUGUUCUAUGCGUGCAAUCAGAACCGAGUUACAGACCGCUGAUAACCGAUGUUCUCCACUCUCUUGUUCCUCUAGUGCCCGUGGAGCUUGGAGGGACACUACGGGUUGCAGAGCCACCGUCCCCAAACUAAAACCAUUCUCCUCGUUGAGAUGCGACCGGUUGGAGCAGAGCAACUUGGGCUGCUGAACUUGGGUUGCUGUUUAUCGUGUAACUUAUCGCCGUAGCUGCGUGUUUGAGGAUGACAGUUCCAACCUGCUUCUUGUUGGUUGGAUUGCGAGAGAAUCUUGGUUUGGAAAAGAGUUGUCUCCUACUAUCCUAUAUAUUUGCUUGUACAAGGAUGUGAAAGAAACAACACUUCCUUUUCUUUAGAACUUAGGGUCCUUCUGUACAGAUCGAAGUUUAUCCAAACACUGUAACUCAAAAAGCAUUUGAUGAAGUAGUGCUUUGGGCUCCACAUGAGUACCAGAGCACUUUGGUUUGCUGCAUUAUGUUGCAUGUUAUCGUACUUCGAUGGAACUGAAAUGUGUUUAGGUUAUUUAGUCCGUAUUUUUCUCGCUACAGCCGUUUCAUGUUCC
This is a messenger RNA of Phragmites australis (common reed), 2039 nucleotides long. RefSeq names its product probable receptor-like protein kinase At1g80640. The coding region runs from base 218 to 1594 and encodes 458 amino acids. The transcript is spliced from 10 exons. Gene Ontology annotation, biological process: protein phosphorylation. Gene Ontology annotation, molecular function: protein kinase activity; ATP binding. Lineage: Eukaryota; Viridiplantae; Streptophyta; Magnoliopsida; Poales; Poaceae. The record is from RefSeq and is a predicted model, not a curated record.